AUGAAUAUAGGAAAACAGUUUGGGUAUUUUCCAAAAGAUGCAGUUCAAGUUGAAGAUGUAUUAGUGUCAACUGAAAUAGAACUACCAACCAAGGAAAGUGACUUCCUUUGUCUUGAUGGUGGUGAUUAUUACAUCGAAAGUGAAGAAACUGAUUCAGUUAGUGAUGAAUAUGGGGAAAAUUCAAACUCAGAAGAAAUAAAAUCCAUAUUAGGACAUCAGUCUGAGUCCAACAUAAACAGCCAGGAUUACAAAGGUAAUUCUGCUAAAGAUGAACUUGUGGACAAUUUAAUUAAUCUUUAUAAAGAGCAGUUUCAAAGAACACAUCAUGCUGCAGAUGAUGCUGUUUUAGAGAUGACACCUAGUAACGAACAAAUUGAACCAAGUCUAGCAACUGAUGUGAUUGGACAAGUCAAUGAGUUUCAUUCAGCAGCUGAUAAUCUGAAUCAAUUAAAUGAAGCAAGUGCCUCCAAACACACAGAUAACAAUGAAUUAAAAUCAGAAACAGGUCCUGAAUCUGUGUACAGUCAACACAUUGCCCCAGAAAGUGAACUUUCAGGGCAGGAGAUCAGAGAAAAACCUGCUAUCACAUCUGAAAGCAACGAAGAAUCUAAAUUUCUGCAAGAAGCAUCUAGUUGGAUUGGAUCUAGAAUUAGCGGGUGGUUUGGUUCAAAAAACGAUCUGGAUAAAAAGCCUGUGGAACUGAUAAACACCUUUAAAAGUCGAAAAAUUGCAUUAGGUGAUGCUGAAGAUACUCCAGCAUAUGAAGCAAUGGAUGAUCAAAUUAAUGAGCAUUUCAAGGACAAAGAAAACCUUGGUUCUGAAACUUCAUCCUGGAUUGGUGAUUUGUCCAAAUUGUUCAGCUUCACUAGUGAUUCACCAGAAGAUGCUUUAUCCAGUGAUGAUGAUAAAAGUAGAGAAGAGCUUGAAAAUAUAAAUUCAUUUUCUGUUGAUGAUUCAACAGUCCCAAGUAAAAGUGAGAUACCUAACCUGGAAAACAAAACACCUGACCUUUCAGUUCCAAGUGAAAUAAAGCUACAAUCUAGUAGUUCAGAGAAAAUAUCAAAAGAUACCAGCAGAGCUACUCACAAUUUAAUGGAUAAUGAUCAGUUGAUAUUUAAUUAUACGGACAAAGCAUGGGCUGGUCAAACUGGUACAGGUGAGAAUUCAGGCAUAUCCAAAGAAACAGAAAAUGUUGGAGUAAAGAAUCCAACAGAUAAAGAUGGAUCAAAAACAUGGUGGUUUGACUUUAAUACUGCAAGGAAAACAUUUAGAUUUAAUGAAAACAAUGGAGAGCAGACUUCCAAGACAUCAGAAGGAACACAAGACAGUGCUGUUAACAAAGAUUCUAUAAGAGGCACUGAUAGAUCAAAACCAUCACCAUGGUAUCACUUUGGUUUGAGUGAGACAUUCGGCUUUAGUCAAGGCAAUGAGGAUCAGUUGGCUUCCAAUUUGCAAGAAGAAACAAAGAAAUGUAUCACUGAAAGCAACAAAAACACAAUGAAUAGUGAAUCUGAAGUUUGUUCUCCCAUACUUGUAGUGGAUCAAGCUCCAAGAGAAAGAGAGGCAUUGAUUGUUGAUUCAUUAAUAAAUGAAGAACCAAUCCACUAUCCAGAAAUAAAUCUCUGUAAAAUGGAGAAUGAUAUUAAUUGCCUCUCUGAAGACUUGCAACAGACUGCAAAGGAACCUGGGGUAAUAAAAAGUGAAAACACUCAAAAGGUACAUUCUACAAAUAGUUUAGAAAAUAGUUUCAGAUUUGAUGGCACAGCAUCAAAGCUUAAAGAUAUUUGGAAACUAGAAGUUCAAAAUCUACAAGAGCAACAUUCAAUGAUGGAUUCAAAAUUGGUAGGAGAUAAUAAACCUUUGACUCAGAAAAGUAUCCAUAAAGAACAAUAUCUGCAAGAACAUUUAAAAAUUCCUUCAGUAGUUAAACAAUCUAACUCAGAUUAUAUGAGGUCAAUGACACAUAAAGAUCUACAAACUAAAGAAACAUCACACAGUAAACACAAUUUCUUGCACAGCCAGGAUCUAAUUUCAUCAAUAGGAGAAUUUGGUGUUGAAAGUAAAGAUCAAGCUUUAGAAUUUGGACUGCAUAAGGAAGAACAACAUUUAACAUUGGAUCCUGAAUUGCCGCCUACUGGAGAUCGAAGUUCAGAAAGUACAGUCACAAACUCCGCAAAACCUUCAGCAUUGGACAAAUUACAGGCUGAAGAAACUUUACAACAUAAUUUAGUUUCUGAUUCGGAAUCAAAUUUACUUCUUUCAAAUGCUGCUAAUUCUAUGUCACAGAAUACCUUACAGAAUAAAGACAAUUUUUCACAGGAAAACAAAUUAAUAAAGUCGGACUCCCAACAAAUUACUGUGACAGAUAGGGAUCAAUAUCCAGAAAAAGAAUUGCCACAUGAACAACUAAUCUCACAACAGCAACAUAUUGAAUCAACCAUGGAACUGGAACAGCUUGGUAUUUCAGAUGAAAAUAAGCUAUUAUCCCAUACGCAAACUUUUAAUGAACAGCAAACUUUAAAUUCUGAAUUUGAUGAACUUACUACCUCUGGUCAAGAUAUUCCUUCUUCACAGAAUGAAUUGGGGAACAAAGAAUGCAUCACAGAAGGAAAGCACAUAACAUCAGCAAAGCAGGAAAUUUUAGAUAAUUAUAAUCCUUUAUCACAGAAUGAAAAACAAGCAUUAGAGGAAAGGCAUCCAUCAAGUUUGGUUGAUAAGAAGAUCACAGUUAUAAAUACCUAUGGUCCUUCCUUAAAAGAACAAAUGUGUGAUGAAGCCCAGAGAGUACUGUCUCUUCAGCCAGCUUCAGAUCCUACUCACACUUUGCCACAGGAAGAAUUUUACAGUGGCAGCAACACCUUGCAACAACAAGCCCCAGUAUCAGACUCUGAAUCCAGUCAGUUUACUUUGGAUCAUGGUGAAGCUGAAUUACGGCACUGUUUGCAUGAAGAAGAGCAUGUCUUCAAAGAGUGUCUGCCCAUAAAACCUGAAUCUAAUCAGGCUGCUCCAGAUAUUGAGAAAUCCCUUUUACUGAAAAAAUGUGAUGGGCAAGACUUGCAAGAAUACCAAAUAAGUUGUACUUCUGAAUCUAACUGGCUUUCUGUCUCAGAUCAUAGUAAAAAUGCAUUGUCUGAAAAAUUGCAUGUGCAUGAGGAAAUUCUCCAGGCAAGUAUUUUGACACUUCAACAGUCUGAAAAACAUACUGAUUCAGAUAAAGAUAGACUUCUGUUAAAUGAAAAAAUGAAUGAUAAACACCAUGCUUUACAGACACAAUGUAUAAUUUCAGAUUUAGCAUUAAAACCGCUUACUACAAUAGAUAAUACAGAAUCCUUAUUGCAAGACAAAAAACAAACUUUAUCAGAUCAGUUAUCAAGUUCACAAGUUGAAGAGCUCACUGUUUCAAAUGAUGGCAAAACCUUGAAACAGGAAAACCCUUUCCAUCAACAAAACAACAUGGGAGAUAAAAUAACUUUAGAAUCAGAACAAUCCGUUGUAUUACAUUCCACAGAGGAGUUAUCACAAGAAGAAACAAAAGUAACCAAAGUUAAUAGUAACACAACCUUACAUAGUGAAAAAAGAAACAAGAUGCAUAAAACUAAUGUGGAACUUGUGAAUUCACUGCUUUCUGAGAAUAUGAAUCUUACUGGAGUAAGUUUCAGUAGGGCUGAGGACACUGAUACUAAAGUUGAACCACAACUGAUUAUCAAGGAAACAAGGACAGUUGAAACAAAUGACAACCAUAGAGAGAUUAAGAAUACAAUAAGUGAAAAAGCAACACAACCAUUGAUUGAUCCUAUAACCCCAAACCUGUGGGAAGAAAAAACAUUGAGUGAUUCUGAAGAGCUGUCAGAUAUCUCCACUCCUAAAAGUCUAUAUACAAGUCAGUUAAGCACAACAGUAAUGCCUAAUCCAGAUGGUGCCAAUGAAAAUAUAAAUCCAGCUAUUUCUGCAAGUGCUGAAAAUGAACAUAGAACAAGACAUGUGACUGAUGAAGAAAUAACAAUAGUGAGAGAUGUUGAAUUCAGUGAUGACCAAACCAGCAGUUCCUCAUUCUGGGGAAGGCAGUCACCUUUAGAAGAAGUAAAUAAACCAUUUGAAAAACUCAGAGUAAGGCAUACAUCAUCUGACAUCUUAAACCUAAAUAGUAAUCUUAAAUUAUUAAAAAAGCAAAUGGGUAUUGCUCAUCUGCAGCAUUUGGAAAGAUGUUUUGAUAAAACAAAGCUCUUAUGGUUGGAAGAAAUUCUUGAACAGUUAGAGAAUGAGAAUUGCAAUAAUGGUUUUAAUAACAUUCUCCAAAAAGUGAACACUUUUGAAGAUAGUUUCUGGCAAAACAAAGACUUCACAUGUGACAAGAAUGAUGCAAACAUUGAAUAUAUAAUGAUUGAAAGACAACAUGAUGAAGAUACAGAGAUGUUUCAAAAGCUACAAGAUAUCCUAACUGCCAUCAAAAUGAAAUGCACCUCAAAUAUCUCUAGUUCAAGCACCAUUGAAGAUGCUUUCAGUUCUGGAGAUAUUUUGAAGGCUGGUGUUACAAAUAAUGAGCCAAUUUCAGAUAUUUCUCGUGAGAAUGGUCACACUAACAAAGAUAUCCAGGAGCAGAAGACAGCCAAAGAUAUUACUUCAGAAGUUACAGAGACACCAACAUUGGAAAUGCCUCUGUUAAACUUAUCAGAAAAAAUACCAGAUUUGGAGAAAGCAGCUGUCAAAACUAUGAUGGAAACUAAGUUAGGAAAUCAAAUACAGAAAAAGUCACAUGAUAUUAAGACAGAGGAAAGAAUUUAUGACAAAAUAGAAGAGAAAAUGGCAUCCUCAUCUUUGAAUAAAGAUUUUGAGGUUAAAAAAUCAUCAGGAAUCAUCAAUUCAAAAAUCAAAGUUGCAAGUGAAAAUAAUAAUGAAUAUAAGCCGAGUGUCAAGAAUAUAGAUUUCCACAAAGUAGCCAGUGUGUUUGACCUUGAUUUCCAGGCUAUCCAGAUAGCAACUGACCAGUUCAUCAACAAUUUCUACCUGAAGGUGAUGGAUGCGUUGUCUGAAGAUGCUGAAGCUAUUUUGAACCUGCAAGGUACUUACACCGAGUUGUUCCUGAUUCCAGCUCUGGUGGGGUUUGUUACCACAUUGCUGUUUAUACAAAGGAUCUGCCGAGCAAUCAAAAGCAGAAGGUACUUUGGGAGAGAAAAACAACUUGCAGGGACAGUUUCUCAGCUGCUUGAUGAAAAAUGUAAAUUUCUCGAAAGACUAAGUGAUUGCACACAAAAGUACAAAGAAUUUGAAUCAUCUGUAAAGAAUGCUGCUGACUUAAAAGAAUCAACAGAAACAACAACUUUACAGCUUCAGGACGCAUAUGCCAAGUUGGAUAAGUCAAAUGGCAAUCUUAGACAAACCAUUGAUCAGCUCACACAGGACCUAGAAGAAGAAAAGCAAACCAGAUCCCAAUGCAGCAAUUUGAUUACAGAAAUCCGAGCAAAUUUAACUACCCUAGAAAAUGAAGCACAGAACCUUCAAGUCCAAAUUGAAGAGACUACAACUGAAUUAAAAGCAAUUCAGAUUAACAACUCCAAGCAUCAGGAAUCCUUCCAAACUGCGCAAGAAGAAAAUUAUCAUCUUAAACAAAGCAAAGAACAGCUAUUGCAAGAAUCAGAAGGAUGGGAGGAGCGGUACAGUGAACGUUCUGAACAAAUUAAAUUAUGCGAGAAGACACAGAAAGAUAUUCGGAGAGUUUUUGCAAGUAAAGAGAAUGAGGUGAAGACUCUGACAAGCUGCCUUCUAAAGAUGAAAUUAUGGAAUGUACCUGAGGAGGAAAGUCCUGCUGAAGAAAUGUCAGAAGAACAGCAAAAGGAAAAAAUUGAAAAAUUGAUUUAUUUUGCGAAGUUAAAUGCUGAGUUGAAGUCGGCAGAAGAUGAAAGAAAUCAGAUUUACAGCAAGUUAUCUGAUGAAAUCAAAGCAAAGCAAGAGCUGAUGGAGCGAAUUGAAAAACUUCAAUUAGAACAUACUUCUGUACAAAAUGAGACAACUCAGUUUGAGACUGAAUACAAGACCAUUCAGCAGAAGUUAAAGAUCAUGACAGAAUUAUACCAUGAGAAAGAGAUGGAACUUCAAAGAAAUUUGACAUUAGAGGAGCAUCAGCGUCUACAGAAGGAAGAGAAGCUUUCUGAAGUCGAUGAAAAGAUUAAUCAAGCAACUGAGGAACUCAAUAUUUAUAGGCAACGUGCUAAAGAUCUUGAAGAAGAAUUAGUUAAAACUAUACAGUCGUAUAAAAAUCAAAUUGUAUCUCAUGAGAAGAAAGCACAUGAUAAUUGGCUGUCCGCUCGUGAAGCAGAUCGAGAGCUUGGCAAUAUUAAGAGAGAGAACAUUCACCUUCGACAAAAGAUAACUGAAGCGGAAUUCAAAAUGGACAUAGCAUUGAAAGGUCCACUUGUCAAUGAUACGUCUGGAAGGCCAGCAUUAUUAAGUUCUUCAACACUUGUCCCACCUUACAGAGGAAGUUCUCCGUAUGGUUCUUCUCCAGUGGGUCGACCUGGCUCUGAUUCCAUGGGCUUUCUGUCACCUCCAUUGAUAGAUGGACCCUUAAGGUUUUCACCUUUGUUUCCUGGAAGACCAGAUUUCAAAACACAAGGUCCAUCAGUCCAUGCCUCAAAUGAAAAUGCAGAUUCAGUCUCUGACCAGUUGUCUGAUCACCAUGGUCCGCAGUCAGAUAGUGGUUCGCUGUCCCCUGUGUGGGAAAGAGAACGGAAGCUCUUGGAGACACCAUCAGGUGAAUGCUCAACGCUGGAAAGUAGCAUGGAAAUUUCAAAUUCUGCUCCAGGGAAUCAGACACAAGUCCAUGCAAGUCUACUUCAUGGCACAUCAAGUAUAUCUAUAAACCAAACCCUACCUACUGAACCUGACUUUGGAGUUAGACCUGGUUUUGCAGCUGCUUCUGCUAAGCAAAUACCUUCCUUACCUUUUGAUCCACGAGGUCACUUCCUGCCCAGGGGAAUUCCACUUCGUCCACGUAGUGGAAUCUAUGGUCUUCCAGAACACAUCCCUCUAAGAGCUUUUGGUUUACCACCUCAUCCUGCCAUGGGAAUGAGAGAUCCAGUACAGGCAGGAGUAAAUCAUCUCCCACUGCCUCAGCCUACAUUUCUUCCACCAAGACAACUUCUAGAUGUACCAAGUGGUCUUCUCCCAUCUCGGCAGCCUGUACCCAAGUUUUCUGCACCAGAACACCCAUCAGAAGAAAAAUGAAUUAGGUGAGGGGAAUAAAAACCUCUAGCCAUGUUGAGUCAAAUGUACAUUAAAGAUGUGAAUUAUAAAUAACUUUAAUUGGUUAAUAUUUAAUAUGGACUUUCCAAUUUGGAAUAAAGACACAUUCUGACAAAA
Chiloscyllium plagiosum (whitespotted bambooshark) is the source of this 7356-nucleotide messenger RNA. The record is from RefSeq and is a predicted model, not a curated record. Lineage: Eukaryota; Metazoa; Chordata; Chondrichthyes; Orectolobiformes; Hemiscylliidae.